Trifolium pratense (red clover) is the source of this 2589-nucleotide messenger RNA. RefSeq lists its product as uncharacterized. Gene Ontology annotation, molecular function: zinc ion binding. NCBI's taxonomy places the organism in Eukaryota, Viridiplantae, Streptophyta, Magnoliopsida, Fabales, Fabaceae. The transcript is spliced from 2 exons. The record is from RefSeq and is a predicted model, not a curated record. The coding region runs from base 1 to 2589 and encodes 862 amino acids.
AUGGCUCCAGCACAACAAAAAAAUGUUCUUGUCUAUUACAAUGGACAAUGUUUUAGACAAAACAAUAGUGUUUUUUUCCAAAGCAAUACAACAAGAGGUUUUAGGAUCAAUACAAGAAGCAACUUUGCUCAUUUAAAGGAGAGAAUAUCAGAAAAGUUGAAUUUAGGAAACAAUAAGGUUAUAUCUGAAAUUUAUUGGAGGCAACCGGUGGUUUUUGGAAACUCAAAUGAACGAUUUGAAUCAUACAAAGUUGUAGACAACGAUGAUGUUGAAUAUAUGUUUGCGACUCAUUGCCAAUUUGAAGCUCUAGUCAGCAUCGAGUUAUAUGUUACAUUGGAAGAUGUACCUCCAACUGACCAACAUCAGAUCGAAGCACCACCAUUUGAUUAUACACAAUAUUAUUCGAUGCUUUCACAAGAUUGUGAGUCACAACCAUCAUCCUCAUACCUCCCAGAUCUGAACACACAACCAUCAUCCUCAUACCACCAGUCUCAUCAACUUGAAGCCUCACAAUUUCACCCACAACCAUCAACCCCAUACCACCAGUCUCAUCAACACGAAGCCUCACAAUUUUACUCACAACCAUCAUCCUCAUAUCACCAAGAAGGAGAAGAGGAAGACGAAGAUGACAUCGUAAAUGGAGUAAUUGUCGGUGAGGAAAGCGAGAAUGAAGAAGAAUAUGUUGCACAAGCAUUCGGUGACGUUGAAGAUGAAGACGUUGACGACCACCCCAUGUAUAAUCCACCACCCCACAUGCUUACCUUGGAUGCAAGCAUUGAUGAACGUACCGAAGUUCUGCGAUCAAUGAAUCCGAGACUUCCAGUAGAUCAAGGGAUUGAGGUGGGAAUGCAAUUUCAUACCAAAGCAGAUUGUGUGAGUGCAAUAAGAACGUACCAUAUUAAACAAUCUCGGGAUUAUAAGGUAAAACAGUCCGACAAAGAAAGGUAUGUCAUUCAAUGUAAACAACCUACAUGUAAAUUCAGUUUGAGAGCAUCUGAGAGAACAAAUGGUCGUUGGGUAAUUGGUGUUAUAAAAAAUGAGCACACAUGCAUAUCUUUGGGUUUGACACAAGAUCACCACAAACUUAAUUCUACUAUGAUAAGUGAAAGCAUUGCCUCACUCUUGCACAAAGACCUAUCAAUUAAAGUGAAAACUAUAAUUGCACACAUAAGGGAUAAGUUCAAUUACACUGUCACGUACCGAAAGGCAUGGAUAGCAAAAAAUAAGGCCAUCGAAAACAUGUUUGGGAGCUGGGUGGACUCAUAUCAUGCUCUUCCGCAGUGGUUGAUGACAAUGCAACAUUAUCUUCCAAAUGUCGUCACAAUACUAGAGACCCUACCGGCAGACACUCCUGAUGAUGUGACCUUCCAUCGUCUGUUUUGGUCUUUUGAACCACUUAUUAAAGGUUUUGCAUAUUGUAAACCAAUUGUGCAGGUUGAUGGAACAUGGUUAUAUGGGAAGUAUAAAGGGACAUUGUUGCUAGCUGUUGCACAAGACGGAAAUGACCAUAUAUUUCCAGUCGCUUUUGCAAUUGUGGAAGGUGAAACAAAGGAAGCUUGGAACUUCUUUUUAAAAAAUUUGAGAACAUAUGUCACUCCACAACAACAUCUUUGUGUGAUUUCAGAUAGGCAUCCAUCCAUUAAAAGUGCUUAUGAUAAUCCUGCAAAUGGUUGGAAUGAUCCUACCUGCAGACAUGUGUACUGCAUCAGACACAUUGCCCAAAACUUCAUGCGAAAGUUCAACAAUAAAAAGCUUCGCAAGUUGGUUGUUAACAUGGGAUUUGCAGUAAAUCAACCUUUGCACAGAUACUACCGCAGCAAAAUUGCUGCGCAGAACACUAAUGUAAUAGGGUGGCUUGAUAAUAUCCCUAUAGCGAAGUGGACGCAAGCAUUCGAUGAAGGUCGUCGGUGGGGUCAUAUGACAACCAACCUUGCUGAGUCGAUGAACAACGUGUUUAAGGGUAUUCGCAAUGAACCCAUCACAGCUUUGGUCCAAUCAACGUUCUAUAAGUGUGUCGUACUGUUUCAAAGAAGAGCCACUGAAUCAGCAGCUGUGUUGCAAUCUGGACAACAAUAUUCAGAAGCUUGUCAGAAACGGAUUGAAGAAGCAAUGCAUAAAGCAAACUCACAUCAAGUCAUUGCUUUUGAUCGACUCAAUCAAACUUUCAGGGUAAUGGAAACUGUCAAUCACAACGAGGGUCGACCAAUGGGUCGAUUUCUGCUCAAGUUGGGUGAAAGCUGGUGUGAUUGUGGAGAAUUUCAAGCUUUACAUUUGCCUUGUUCGCAUGUUAUUGCUGCAUGCUCCCAUGCUGCACAAGCUUACCAAGUUCAUAUACAUGACGUGUACAAAGCUGCAAGUGUAUUUUGUGUAUACAAUAACACCUUCCCGGGAAUUCAAGACCAAUCAUAUUGGCCCCAAUAUUAUGGCCGUCGACUUUGCCCCGACCCAGCAAUGAAAAGAUGUAAGAGAGGUCGUCCGAAAAGUACGCGCAUUAGGACGGAAAUGGACGACGAGAUCGAAACUUUGAAUAAGUGUGCGUUAUGUAGGGUGCCUGGCCAUGAUCGUAGGAAUUGUCCAAAUUCCAAUUAA